AUGUCGAAAAUUCUCCGCAACGGCAUCCCACGCACUGAAGAUGGCAAGAUCGAUUUCAGCUGGAAGAACCACUACGGAUUCACCGGCUUUAUCGUUCUUCUCGGGUUUCUCUUUCCACCUCUAGCCGUAGCGAUUCGCUUCGGCAUCGGCAAGGACUUUUUCAUCAACGUCCUGCUCACCAUCUGUGGAAUUAUUCCUGGUCACAUUCAUAAUUGGUUCAUCCAAAAUAUACGAAACAACGACACGAAAGCACGGACGCCGAAAUGGGCGAUUCGCUACGGUCUAGUCGACGAUCGUCCCAGCAAGAAACUUGCCAAGAAGAGACAGUGGACGGGCAGGUUCAAUGACAGGUUACCACCGAGUCAGGCGAUGGUGUAUGAUGAUCAAGGGAAUGCGCAUAUAGUUGAAGAGGUUGAGGAGAGAAGGGGCGGUCUUACGGCACCGUGGAACGUCUAUGCAGGUGAUCAAGGCGUCAAGAAUCACAAGACCGGCUUGGUGGAACCCGAUCAGUGGAUCAACGAGGAUCCACAACAACCUAGAAUGGAGUACGGAGAGAUGCAAAAGCAGACGCGGGCGAAACAGUCGAAGUUGGCUAGGUUCCGACAUCGACGCAGUGCUAAUGCCGAGGAAAUGGACCCCAGCACUCAUAGCCACAGUGCGAGAAGACUCAGCAGCAGCCAGAGCUCCACUUCGUCGGUUAGUAUUGCUACACCCGAGAACCCAACAAGAUCAUUAUUCGGACCACACCGCAGUGGCGAAAGUGAUGGAUUCAAAUCGAACUCUUACCCAUCAGCCGCACCAGCAAUCUCGAACACGACCAAGACCAGCCGUCGCGAUCAUGACAUCUUCGCCCAUGAAUUUUAG
This is a messenger RNA of Mycosarcoma maydis (corn smut), 864 nucleotides long. RefSeq lists its product as uncharacterized. The record is from RefSeq and is a predicted model, not a curated record. Gene Ontology annotation, cellular component: membrane. The transcript has a single exon. The coding region runs from base 1 to 864 and encodes 287 amino acids. Lineage: Eukaryota; Fungi; Basidiomycota; Ustilaginomycetes; Ustilaginales.